AAAAUGCUUGUUAAAACCGACGGCAGUCGCGGCGCCGCUGUAACCGCUGAAUGGAGCAGCUGUGGGAGUCGGAGAUAAGAAGUUCCCCCUCAGUCUCGCACCUUACAGCCGCAGGAACCUGCUCCCUGAAAUGUGUAUAAGAUCUCUUGGUCACUAGAGGGCAGCAACACUCACCCAUCCAGUAAGGUCCACUGAGACUGAACCUGCGUUGGUGCACAUGAUGAUCAGCAGCCCACAUCCUCGUCGUAUCCGUGUCCUGGACUCUACUAUGGCCCAGGUUCACUGUGUGCCCUGUCCAGCGCCUCCGCCUGCCUCACCCACCUCCCCCCGAUCCCCUCGCCCGCCCCACCCCUCGCCAUUUCCCCCAGUGAGAAAGAUGAGCCUGAGACUGUCCAUCGCCGGCUUUCAUCUUGGACAGCCCUCUCGUAACCGCAGACACAGCUGGCAGCCCGGGGCAGUGCUGAAUGCUGACCCACAAUAUGAGCAGCGCAGUGUGAGUCUUGAGGCUCUGGACCCUCAGGAGAUGGAGAAGGUUCAGUAUGGGGGUCUCGGGAGGCGGGACCCAAGGCGGGCUCCCAUUACCCACUAUAGUGAGGAUUUGGAGUCUCUGCUGUCACUCACUGAGGAGGAAACAGGUUCUGACUCCCAGAUCUUCUCUUUCAAGGAGGAGCAGUCCACUCUGCCGCAGGGCUACAGUGUAUCUGUGCCGUCUCUUUGCACCAUAUCCAGCAAAUGCCAACCAGCCCAUGCCAACCACCGCCUGCACUCUCACGCCCAAGCAGAAUCCUUCAGCUCUCUAUUUGGAGGAUCCACACAGAGUGUGGAUGCAGAGCUGGGUGGAGAGCUGUGGGGGAGUGUGGAGAGGACGGAGGGUAAGGGGGUUCAGAGGGUGGAGAGUGGGGAGAAGUCCGGCAGCCUGCGCUCCCUGGUACGCAGUCUCAGCUUCUUGGGCAAGAUGGCCGGCAACCGCAAGAACAAAGAGAAGGAGCGCAUGAAGGAGCGAGAGAAGGAGGCGCGGGAGAGGGAGGCACGCUACAGUAAUGGCCAUCUCUUCACCUCCCUCACUGUAUCAGCCACCACGCUCUGCUCAGCCUGCAACAGGAGCAUCACUGCCAAGGAAGCACUCAGCUGCCCCACCUGCAAUGUCACCAUCCACAACCGCUGCCGAGACACACUGGCCAACUGUGCCAAAAUGAAGCAGAAGCAACAGAAGUUGGCCCUGGUGAGGAACAGUUCAGCUCUUCAAAACGUGGCCCUUCGUAGUAAAACUCCCAUGAUAAAGGAAAGGCCGAGUUCAGCCAUCUACCCCUCCGACAGUCUGCGCCAGUCUCUGCUGGGCUCUCGCCGUGGACGCUCCACUCUCUCCCUCAACAAGAGCGUCUCCACCAAUAACAUCGCUGGGAAUCUGAACGAUGACUCUCCUCUGGGCCUCAGAAGAAUUCUGUCCCAAUCUACAGACUCUCUGAACUUCAGGAACAGGGCCAUGUCCAUGGAGUCUCUGAACGAUGACGGAGAGGUGUAUUACGCGUCCAUGCUGGACGAGUUGGAGAGGGAGGGGCGGGACUUUGAGGCAGAUUCGUGGAGUUUGGUAGUGGACUCUUCAUACCUGCAGACCCACCGCAAAGAUGUGAUCAAGAGACAAGAUGUGAUCUAUGAGCUGAUCCAGACUGAGCUGCAUAAUGUGCGCACACUGCGGAUCAUGGAGGGCGUGUUCCGGCGUGGCAUGCUUGAGGAGGUGCUUUUGGAGCCCGGGGUAGUCCACGCAGUCUUCCCCUGCCUAGACCAGUUGGUGGCGCUGCACUCACGCUUUCUCGGCCAGCUGCUGAGCAGGAGAAACAACAGCCUGGAGCCAGGCAGCACCACCAACUUCACCAUACACCAGCUUGGAGAUGUACUGGUGGACCAGUUCUCAGGCCACAACGCUGAUGAGAUGAGGAAGUGCUAUGCCGAGUUCUGCAGCCGUCACCUGAAGGCUGUGAAGCUCUAUAAGGAGCUCCUGGCCCGGGACAAGAGGUUCCAGCAAUUUAUCCGGAGGGUAAGCAGAGGUCCCCUGCUCCGUCGUCACGGAGUCCAAGAGUGCAUCCUGCUCGUCACGCAGCGCAUCACCAAAUACCCAGUGCUGAUACAGCGGAUACUGGACAAUACGAAAGGCAGUGACGAGGAGGCGGAGUCUCUGAGCCAGGCGCUGGUUCUGAUCCGGGAGCUGCUGAGCUCGGUGGAUCAGCAGGUGCAGGAGCUGGAGUACACACAGAGGCUGCAGGAGAUCCGCGCCAAGCUGGACCCACGGGCCGAAACUGAGGUGCGGGGAGGAGGCAUAUUCCGUGGUGGAGAGCUGCAAAGGAGGAGGCUCAUCCACGAGGGAACACUGCUGUGGAAGACUGCGCAGGGGUCCAGACUCAAAGAUGUGCAGGUCUUGUUGAUGACGGACAUCCUGGUGUUCUUGCAGGAAAAAGACCAAAAAUACUUUUUCCCCUGUCUGGACAAGCCCUCAGUCCUAUCACUGCAAAAGCUGAUUGUCAGGGAUAUAGCCAAUCAAGAGCGCGGCAUGUUCCUCAUCAGUGACUCCAACCCUCCAGAACCUCCGGAGAUGUAUGAGCUGCAUGCCGCCUCCAAAGACGACAGGAACAACUGGAUGAAAAUCAUCCAGGAGGCAGUGCGGCAGUGUCCCUCCAGGGAAGAUUUCCCCCUGAUUGAGACAGAGGACAAAGCGCUUCUGCGUAGACUCAGAGCUGAUAUUCAGCAGAAGGACCGUGAGGUGCUGGAGCUGCUACAGGAGCGCGUGACCCUCUUCUUCGACCUGGCCGAGGUCACUGCAGGCCAAGAGCUCACUUGCCCCAACAACUGCCGAAAUGUGUUCCGAGCGGACACGCCUCACGCACCCCAGGCUGAAAGAUUACUCAAUAAUGCCAUCGCUGAAGUGGACAGAUUGAGUGAGCUGCUCCUGGGCUCCAGCAUCGAGCUUCCUAAGUCCAGCAGUUCCAACAAUGUCCAGAACCACACAGAGACACCAAUGAGCAAUGGCGAGACAGUUUCCGUCAAUGGAACUCUUGAUGAGAACAGUCCAUCACAAAAAGACAAUAAUGGUAACCAGCUGCAGGACAGAACUCCCAAUGAGGAAGUAUGCCAAAGACUCGUCAACCUCAGCACUCAUCUCCACGCACUACAGGCUGCCGUAAUCAGACAGGACUCUAUUCUGGAGCUGUGUCUGCGGGAGUGCUCCACCCCCUUCUCGGCUCCGCCCACCCCGACCUCCGUCCCGCUGGGCCCCUCCCCAGUCCGGCUGAGCCGCUCACUGUCCCGGGACGCCCUGCUGGAGGGUGUGAGCAUCGGGGCAGGAGAACAGGCCCUGCUGCAACGUCAGUUCUCACUGCUGCAGGAGGAGGUGGGGAGACUGCGCCUCCUGGAGGCCAAACUGCGGGACAGUGAGAAGGCGCGGGUGCAGCUGGAGACGCAGAUCAGAGAACUGCAGGCCACACGCAGCAGCAACACCACACAGGACAGCACAGAUACAACAUCAGCACAGCAGACUCCGGCUCAGAGAAGAGGAAGCGAUGGAGGCCAGGGCCCUCUCGCCCCCUUAGCCUGCCAGGAAACUGUAGACCAGUUAGACGGAGUGCAGGAGGGCAGUGAGGAAGAGGAUUCUGAAGAAGAGGAAGAGGUUCGGAUUUCCCCACGCUCAGACAGUCCCAGAGAUCUACAGGACAUCCCAGAGGAGAGCGAGUGUGGCACUGAAGCUCCGGACAGCGAAGCAGGACCAGACACGGCCCACAGCUAACGGUUGCUCAGUCUGAAGGCCAAACCAUAAGACGGAGUCAAUCGCAGAGCUGGACCUCCUCUGCUGGACGCUACACACAGCCUCUCGUUCACUUCCGAAGAACGGCUGCGUUUUAAUACGUCUUGCUAGAACUAUAGCUGAGAGAACUCAUGAAGGCUGAUUGAAGGGUGUUUUUUGUGUUGAAUCUCAUUUCAUUUGUCAGAAUUGGAGACGCUUUCCCUUCCUGUUUGAUACAAGGAAACGAAUAGAGUUUAAGGGGAAAAGGACAUAUAAGGUUAUAGCGAAAGCAAGUUAAUCUGCUGUUAAGUGCAGUUUUCCUUAUUUAUAUCUCUGAGAAUAACCUCUUAUUAAGACCCGUAGCCUACUACUGCCUGCCAUUUUAUCGUUUUUAUUCUGUUGUUUGUAUUAUUUGUAUGGUGCAAAUGACUGAAACUGAAAAAAGGCUGGAAAGAAAAAGACAGGAAUUAUGUACUGUGUGUAAAAUUAGAAAACAAGGGUGAGUUUUCUACAAAGCAUCGUAACAGAAAAUGAUGGUUAAUAUGAGCACCGCUCACAUAUUUCAAUGUGUUUCUCUAUGAGUUUGAAAAAUGCUGAAAUCUGCAUUUAUUCUCAAUGACCAGACACUUGGUCAGUUCUACAGGGUGGCAAAUGCAGUCUGAUUACUUAACGAGGAAGUCAAAUGUAGCAUGACGUGUAAUUGCAAGAGAAGAAAAUAAGACCAAAGUGGUUUGCCAGUUAGUAACAUUCUGUUAAAUUAUAUGUUACUUGAAUAGAGUAGAUGAGAAAUGCUAUGAUUUUUAGGCCCUGGUUGGUAAUGAUUGUUCCGUGUAGGACAUCAGGUGUGCAUCCUCUUUCCCUUCAGACACUUAAUGAGCCAUCAUUUCUGCAAUAACAGUGGCUUUGCUCUUACCCACUUCAUUCUGAAUAGCUGUGUACAAGCUAGGCCAUAAACAGACCAGCCUAACUGAAGUCCAUUACUGGACAUAGAAGGAUUUUUUUUCUCUACUAUGUAUAUUAUGUAUCUGUCUGUAUAAAUAUUUGAAAUGUUUUGAAAAAGGAAAAAAAGACUAAAAAGAAAGCCCUUUUAAGUGUAAACCUUGUAACUUUUUUAUUUUAAACUUUUAUGUUAAUUUUAUUAUUUUUAUUACUUGAACUUACUGCUUGUUUGUAUUGUGUUGGUCAAAUAUACAGUAGGAAUGUC
Molecule: messenger RNA, 4976 nt
Organism: Colossoma macropomum (tambaqui)
Lineage: Eukaryota; Metazoa; Chordata; Actinopteri; Characiformes; Serrasalmidae
Gene: arhgef2b
Product: rho/rac guanine nucleotide exchange factor (GEF) 2
Exons: 28
Coding region: 218-3775 (1185 amino acids)
Biological process (GO): cell morphogenesis; positive regulation of neuron differentiation; actin filament organization
Cellular component (GO): ruffle membrane; cytoskeleton
Molecular function (GO): microtubule binding; guanyl-nucleotide exchange factor activity
Source: RefSeq, a predicted model, not a curated record